This is a messenger RNA of Coccomyxa subellipsoidea C-169, 969 nucleotides long. RefSeq lists its product as hypothetical. NCBI's taxonomy places the organism in Eukaryota, Viridiplantae, Chlorophyta, Trebouxiophyceae, Coccomyxaceae. The transcript is spliced from 7 exons. The record is from RefSeq and is a predicted model, not a curated record. The coding region runs from base 1 to 969 and encodes 322 amino acids.
AUGGCCCCCAAGAAGAAGACAGAAGAAGUUGGAGAGAAAAGGCAGCGUGAGGACCAGGAACCGACGAGUGAGGACAAGAAGGAGGAGAUCAAUGGCAAGGACGAUGAGCAUGAGCCAGCAAGCAAGCGACAGGACGUUGACGAGCAGCCCAAGGAGAUCCUGGAGGAAGGCCGAAUCUACUUCCUGUACAGGCCUCGAGUGGGGCUGGAGGAGGCGCACAGCCUUUCAGAUGUGCAGCGCUUCUUCAUCAUCAUGAGCCCCACCUCGCGCAAGGAUGCCCCCAACCGCUUGAUCCCCAUCGGCAAGAAGCGGCUGCCGGACCCUGCAAAGCGCGAACGCUUCUUUGGAUUCGUACAGGCCACAGACAACAAGAUGGACACCCUCAUGGCAGGUCUGGAAGCAAAGGAGUAUGAGACAAAGACGCGGGGCACGCGGCGCAUUGAAGCAGCUCGUGCACUGGGCGAAGGUGUGUACAAGAUAUAUGAUCAUGGCAGGGACUCGAGGCUGGCGUAUGAGCUGGAGGUGCCCCAGGAGCCAGGCGAUGUGCAGGAGGACUUCAGAAUCAAGAAGACCGGCAGCUACAUCAUCAGUGUCAAGAACCCCGAGGCGGCCAACCCGCCAAACGCAGGCCUGGGCAAGAACCAGAAGGCAGACUACCCAAAAGACAAGAAGAAGGAGUUUGACGGGGCGCCGGGCGGCUACUCAUGGAUUUCUGCCAAGGACCCCUCCCUGCUCGACUUCAACGGCUGCGAACUUGUCCUCAUUGCCACGCAUGCAGACAUUAGUGGAGAGCUGGAUGGAAAAGUGGAGAAGGCGCUGGAUGAGGCUGUGGAGCAUGAAGUGGAGGAGGCAGAGCACUUCGAGGGCAAUGAUGAGGAUGCCAAGCUGCUUGAGAAGCUGCGGUCAGAGCUGCAUGCUGAGAAGCAUGAUGUGCCCGUAGAGCCUGCCGCAGAUGGUGACUGGAAGUGA